CAGAACAGUAUUCGAAUAUCUUAGGCGUUGAAAAAAAACAGACAAUCAUGAAUUUUAAAAAUUGUAUUCUGUUUUUAUCUUUGUUUGUUCAUUUGUCUAAAGCAAAUCCUGGGCUUUGCGAAGAUCCGUCGAUUCUAACCAGACUUCAUACAAAGAUUUUAGAACAAGGCAACGAUGUUACCAAGGAAACAGUAAUAGAGUACAUAAAACAACAAAACGUGAUGAGAGAUUUUGAUAUUUCUAUAUUCGAUAUCAAUAAGAUACUUUGUUCAGUGUGGAGUACUAAAAUGUCACCGAACGAAUUUAUAGCAGUAAUAACAUCAAAAUUUACUUUUUGGGAUCUCCAAGAUAUUUAUAACGGAAUCGUCAAAAACCGUCCAGUUACCAAGAGCGCAGUUAAAGAGUAUUUACGGGAGAAACUAAAGCUGGUUGAAAACGAACUGACAACAGCAUUGAAAGAAACUGAUAUGUCAUGGAACGAGUUUUAUACAUUAAUGGUUUUUAAAAGUUUAUCUAUACGCUACAACACCGACCAGUUGAGGAUUUAAACAUUUGCAACCCCCAAGCAAGGCUACAAAUUUACUGCAACUUUCUAUCGCCGUUCGCUGUAAUAAUAAAAUUAAACUUUUUAAAUUAUUCAAGUUUAUUUAAAUAAAAAUUCAAGGUUUAUGUAUUAAUUUUUUAAAAAUUUAGAGGGUGUGUGUUUUUUUGUGUUAAUUGAAUACUGUACUAUU
This is a messenger RNA of Adelges cooleyi (spruce gall adelgid), 734 nucleotides long. RefSeq lists its product as uncharacterized. Bases 48 to 548 code for a protein of 166 amino acids. The transcript is spliced from 6 exons. NCBI's taxonomy places the organism in Eukaryota, Metazoa, Arthropoda, Insecta, Hemiptera, Adelgidae. The record is from RefSeq and is a predicted model, not a curated record.